This is a messenger RNA of Anastrepha obliqua, 1465 nucleotides long. Its product is annotated as WD repeat-containing protein 89. Lineage: Eukaryota; Metazoa; Arthropoda; Insecta; Diptera; Tephritidae. Bases 128 to 1375 code for a protein of 415 amino acids. The transcript has 5 exons. Gene Ontology annotation, molecular function: protein binding. The record is from RefSeq and is a predicted model, not a curated record.
UUUUUUUUUUUUGUUAUCUUAACAACUGAGCGGCAAACUAAUUUCCAGUUGUAAAUAUUUAUAAAAAUUUUGCUAUUUUUCUCAUAAUUGCUGACUUACUGCGUGCGUGUGUGAAGAAUUCAAUACAAUGCCUAACAGUUCUGAUGAAGAUUCUAAUGCUAGUGAGUCCCUACUUGGGGAUGAGGACACGUGCAGCGCACAAGAGCUGGAUACUUUGUUUCAAAUCAAAUACAAAAUCGCCGAUGAAUCUGCGGUGUCUUUGAAAAAAGACUAUGUACUUAAUUUAGCAGCCGACAGGGGUUUUACACGUGUUGUGGCCGGCUUGUCGAGCGCUGCCGUACACAUCUUCGAUAUUAACGCAGAACGUACUUUGCAACUCUCUACCUUAACUGAUAUACCGGCACCAAUAAGCAAUGUACCACAGACUAUAUCCGGCGUACGGUUUUUAGAUGAAACACCCAAUUGUCUUUUAGUUGGCAGUAGUCUUGGCUUCGUUAGUCUUUUUGAUUUGCGUGCACAAAGAGAACAAGCACGUUUCGAAGAGGAUAUCGUGUGCACACAAGGGUUUUCUAAUUUCGGUGGAACAAAGGGCAUGAAUGUGCGGAAAGUGAUAAAUUGCUUCGAUACCAAUAGAAACGGUCGCAUACUUUGCACUGGCACAGAACAAAGACAUGGCAAUGUAUUUCUAUUAUUCUAUGAUAUACGACAAUGUAAACAAUUGGGUGGUUACUUUGAAAGCCAUGAAGAUGAUAUUACGUCAUUGCGUUUUCACGCAGAGAAUCCAGAUCUUCUGUGCUCCGGUUCUACGGACGGCCUAAUUAAUUUAUACGACAUCAAAGAAUCAACGGAGUUUGAUGCGCUAUUAACAACUAUUAACACUGAAAGUAGUGUACAGAAGUUAAAUUGGCAUAAAAAUGUGUAUGAAAAAGAUCUUAUUUCUUGCAUCACUCAUACCAAUGAUUUUCAUGUGUACAUCGCCGAAGAAGGUGACGAAGUAGCAAAGUUCGACCGCAGCCAAAUUACAGACGCGGCAAAAAGAACAAAAGAGGCUAAUUGUAAUGUGAUAGAUGCUCAUAGCUUGGAUAACGGUGACGUAUUUCUACUAACUGGUAUAAACGAAAACAGAGGCGAAGUAAUGCGUGCGCUGCGUUCGGGUAAACAUUUGCUACCAAUGGCAGAUUUUAUUGGAAAUAAACAAAUUGUACGCGCGAGUAUAUUCGAUCAAAAGAGUGGUGUGCUAGUGACCGGCGGAGAAAGUGGUUUUGUGACUCUUUGGACCGCCCAGAAUGCCGCCAUUGACGGAGAAUCAUUAGCCAGUAGCUCAAGUGCAUUGAAACAUAAACACAAAAAGUCCAAAAAGAAUACGCCAUAUUAAAUAGAAAAACUUGCUAGCUUUAUCAUUUUAUUAAUUGCUGUUUCCAAUAAUUAUAAUAACUAAAAAUAAUAAAGUUUACUUUCUGUUUUU